Gorilla gorilla gorilla (western lowland gorilla) is the source of this 3852-nucleotide messenger RNA. RefSeq names its product phospholipid-transporting ATPase ID. NCBI's taxonomy places the organism in Eukaryota, Metazoa, Chordata, Mammalia, Primates, Hominidae. The record is from RefSeq and is a predicted model, not a curated record. Bases 158 to 1663 code for a protein of 501 amino acids. The transcript has 10 exons. Gene Ontology annotation, biological process: Golgi organization; phospholipid translocation. Gene Ontology annotation, molecular function: ATP hydrolysis activity; ATPase-coupled intramembrane lipid carrier activity; ATP binding. Gene Ontology annotation, cellular component: plasma membrane; trans-Golgi network.
GCAACGGCCAUUGAGGACAAACUUCAGCAAGGGGUUCCAGAGACCAUUGCCCUCCUGACACUGGCCAACAUCAAGAUUUGGGUGCUAACCGGAGACAAGCAAGCUCCUGCGUUCUCUCUUGGUAGAGACGGCUGUGAACAUCGGCUAUUCCUGCAAGAUGCUGACGGAUGACAUGACCGAGGUUUUCAUAGUCACUGGCCAUACUGUCCUGGAGGUGCGGGAGGAGCUCAGGAAAGCCCGGGAGAAGAUGAUGGACUCAUCCCGCUCCGUAGGCAACGGCUUCACCUACCAGGACAAGCUUUCUUCUUCCAAGCUAACUUCUGUCCUGGAGGCCGUUGCUGGGGAGUACGCCCUGGUCAUCAAUGGUCACAGCCUGGCCCACGCACUGGAGGCAGACAUGGAGCUGGAGUUUCUGGAGACGGCGUGUGCCUGCAGAGCUGUCAUCUGCUGCCGGGUGACCCCCUUGCAGAAGGCACAGGUGGUAGAACUGGUCAAGAAGUACAAGAAGGCUGUGACGCUUGCCAUUGGAGACGGAGCCAAUGAUGUCAGCAUGAUCAAAACUGCUCACAUUGGUGUGGGGAUCAGUGGGCAGGAAGGGAUCCAGGCUGUCUUGGCCUCCGAUUACUCCUUCUCCCAGUUCAAGUUCCUGCAGCGCCUCCUGCUGGUGCAUGGGCGCUGGUCCUACCUGCGAAUGUGCAAGUUUCUUUGCUAUUUCUUCUACAAAAACUUUGCUUUCACCAUGGUCCACUUCUGGUUUGGCUUCUUCUGUGGCUUCUCAGCCCAGACCGUCUAUGACCAGUAUUUCAUCACCCUGUAUAACAUCGUGUACACCUCCCUGCCAGUCCUGGCUAUGGGGGUCUUUGAUCAGGAUGUCCCCGAGCAGCGGAGCAUGGAGUACCCUAAGCUGUAUGAGCCAGGCCAGCUGAACCUUCUCUUCAACAAGCGGGAGUUCUUCAUCUGCAUCGCCCAGGGCAUCUACACCUCCGUGCUCAUGUUCUUCAUUCCCUACGGGGUGUUUGCCGAUGCCACCCGGGAUGAUGGCACUCAGCUGGCUGACUACCAGUCCUUUGCAGUCACUGUGGCCACAUCCUUGGUCAUUGUGGUUAGCGUGCAGAUUGGGCUGGACACAGGCUACUGGACGGCCAUUAACCACUUCUUCAUCUGGGGAAGCCUUGCUGUUUACUUUGCCAUCCUCUUUGCCAUGCACAGCAAUGGGCUCUUCGACAUGUUUCCCAACCAGUUCCGGUUUGUGGGGAAUGCCCAGAACACCUUGGCCCAGCCCACGGUGUGGCUGACCAUUGUGCUCACCACGGUCGUCUGCAUCAUGCCCGUGGUUGCCUUCCGAUUCCUCAGGCUCAACCUGAAGCCGGAUCUCUCCGACACGGUCCGCUACACACAGCUCGUGAGGAAGAAGCAGAAGGCCCAGCACCGCUGCAUGCGGCGGGUUGGCCGCACUGGCUCCCGGCGCUCCGGCUAUGCCUUCUCCCAUCAGGAGGGCUUCGGGGAGCUCAUCAUGUCUGGCAAGAACAUGCGGCUGAGCUCUCUCGCGCUCUCCAGCUUCACCACCCGCUCCAGCUCCAGCUGGAUUGAGAGCCUGCGCAGGAAGAAGAGUGACAGUGCCAGUAGCCCCAGUGGCGGGGCCGACAAGCCCCUCAAGGGCUGAAGGCCGAGGAUGGAUGCCCUGUGCCAGUGACCAGAGCACCCAGGGCUGGCCAGUCACUGAGGGAACAGCGUCUCGGAACUGCUGGUCCUCAUUCCUUGCCUCCCGUCCCCCCGGUAGACUCUGUCCUGCUGGUCCCACCAUACAUGGCUGGGACAUCUGUUCCCAGCUGUAGGCCCUUCCACCAGCUGGGGAGCUAGAGGGAGCAGGCCCAAGGGCAGAGCAGAGGCUGAGGCACGGGGAGCCAGCCCCACUCGGGGACCAGAAGUGGAACCAAAAACAAGAAAAAACUGUGAGAGAUUGCGUCUGCCCCUGCCCUGCCUGGGACCCACAGGGAGACUAUAAUCUUAUUUUUUUACUCCUACUCCCCAGAGGGGCCCUAGUGCCUCUGUUCCUGAAUUACAUAAGAAUGUACCAUGCCGGGAAGCCAGAGACCUGCAGGGGCCUCGGCCCCUCACAUCGUGUAUGUCUCUCCUUGAUUUGUGUUGUGUCCAGUUUGGUUUUGUCUUUUUUUAUUUGGCAAGUGGAGGAGGCUUUUAUGUGACGUUUAUGUUGUGGUUGGUGUCUUAACUCUCCUGGGAAAAGGAGGCUGGCACACACUGGGAUGCCACAGCCUGGCCGGCUGUGGGGUGGUUUGGGAGGAUCCAUGUCGGCUCUGCCUGCAGUGACCAGUGCUCUGUGGGACAGAGGAGCUGACCAGGGAGGGAGGUACCCAUGAGCAGAGGGUAGUGGGAGAGUGUAAAGGAGGGUUUGGUCCUGUCUGCUUCCUCACCUUGAGAGUAAAGUGCUGCCCUCUGCCCCCAACACACACACAUAUCAAUUCCUGGAUUCCUUAGUCCUGCUGGCCUUGGGCUGGAGCCUAGGAAAGUGGCCCCCAAAUCCUUAGUGAGCUAAAGCUGGGUCUGAAAUUUGGUCAGUGGGGAGGAGUAGUUUUCUUUUCUUUUUUCUUUUUCUUUUUUUCUUUUUUUUUUUUUUUUGAGAUGGAGUCUCACUCUUGUCACCUAAGCAAGAGUGCAAUGGCACAAUCUCAGCUCACUGCAACCUCCACCUCCUGGGUUCAAGCGAUUCUCCUGCCUCAGCCUCCUGAGUAGCUGGGAUUACAGGCACACACCACCACGCUUGGUUAAUUUUUGUAUUUUUAGUAGAGAUGUUUCACCAUGUUGGCCAGGCUAGUCUCGAACUCCUGACCUCGUGACCUGCCCACCUCAACCUCCCAAAGUGCUGAGAUUACAGGCGUGAGCCACCGCACCCAGCUCAGGGAGGGGUAGUUUUCUUUAAUUUUAAAUUUAAACCCAAGUUUAUUGGCAGACUCCCUUUUGACCUCCCUUUGCCUCCCCAUCUGGUGCUUUCUUGCGUCUACACCCCAGGGCCCUGUGGUGGGGCUGCAGGGGGAAGCUGUGCACCUGAGAUGAGGCUGGAACGGGAAUCGGCCUCUCUGCUCCCUUCUUCAGUAAGCAAGGAGCCCCGCCCCUCAGGCCCAGCCUCUGGCAAGAGGUGGUGGAGUCCUUGUGCCGGGUAGUAGAGGAGGAGAAGGGCAAAACCAGGCCCAGGCCAGUGCCUGGCUUGGUCUGGAUGGGACACUGUCGGAGUUUGGCCACAGCCUGUCCUUUACUUCAUCCACACCUAUGAAGCUAUUCCCUAAAUAAGGCAUUUCCCAAGUUAGUCGCUACCUAAUCAGCCUUGAGAAGAAUCCUUUCCUCUUCUUUGAUAGUGGGUCGGGGGAUACUUCAGGAAUGGUGUGGAGCUGGGAGUGUGUAGGGGGAUUUUAAAUGUUCCAUGUGGGAGCCCCAAAGGAACUGGAUGGGCUGCAGUGAGGUGGGGGCGGGUGGGCAGGGAAUGGGAGAGGGGAAGUCUUGGCAGGGAAAUCCCUUUUGGCCACACAGUUUACAAACCCAGUAUCAUGUCUGUCUGUGUGUCUCUCAAGGUGAGAGUCUGAUUUUUAUACCAAAGAGGAAAUGAUUUUUUUUCAUAUUUUGUUUGUCUAUAUUAUAUAAAUAUAUAUAUACAGUUAUAUAUAUAUAUUAUUUUUUGGUUCUCUCUCAUUUUUUAGGGAGGGAAGAAAGUACCAAGUUGCAUUGAGCUGUAAUUAAGGAACAUUAUAAUUUAUGACACAUUUCUAUACUUGCAAAAAUUAUAUCAUUUUAUGGAUAUAAGAGAAAAAUGCCUUUUUAUAAAAUUUCAAUUUCUGAGAA